Danaus chrysippus (African queen) is the source of this 1359-nucleotide messenger RNA. The record is from the annotation of a GenBank genome assembly. NCBI's taxonomy places the organism in Eukaryota, Metazoa, Arthropoda, Insecta, Lepidoptera, Nymphalidae.
AUGAAUACACUUGAAUUAGAAAAUAUCAACAAUAACUUAAACACGUCUUCGGGAUCUCAUAUCAGCGUCUGUAGAACUUGCCUGUCCAUAGCAACUGAAAAAAAUAUGAGUGAUUUACCUGAUGGUUUAUGCGAGGAUACUAAAUCUUAUUUCGAUAUUAUGAUGUUUUGCUUAAAUUUACAGAUCACACCAGAUUCAAAAAUCACAACAAAACUUUGUUUUCAAUGUUAUUCAAACAUUAUAUCAUAUUAUAGAUUUAAGUCAUUAGCAUUAGAGAGCGAUAAAUACUUAAGAUGUCUUGACCAAAAUAGAGAUAGCAAAAAUGAUGUUCUUGCAACAGAUGAUAUUAAAUCAGAAGAGUCUUACAACAGUUCUAACGAACAGCAAAGUAAUAUUGAGAUGGAGGUAGAUUUUGAAGUUAAAGAAGAAAAUGACACGGAAGAGUUGCAGUCUGAUGACGAACUGUUAAGUGUCAUACAAAGAAUAAAAUAUGAAAAUGUUAAAGAUGAGGAAUCUAAAGAAAACGAGGCUAAGCCUAUAAAACCAAAAAAAUUAAAGAAGCUCAAGAAAAAACAAAAAUUAACACAUCAAGUAUGUGAAGAGUGUGGUAGAACAGUUCGUAAUCUGAAGGAACAUAUGUACCUUCAUCAGCCACUGCUUACUAGGAAGAGAUAUAAAUGUAAAGUGUGUGAGAAAAUGUUCUCAAGUUGCAGCGCCAGGUACAAACAUAAUAAAACAAAACACUUGGGCAUCAAACAACACUGUAAUGAAUGUAAUAAAGAUGUAGUAAGUCUCUCGACACACAGAAUGGUAAUUCACAAUACAGCCUCACUACCAUAUGAGUGUGUAUCAUGCGGUCGGAGAUUCAUAUCUCGGUCAUUGAGAGACCACCAUAUGUUGACACACACUAAAAAUAGACCACAUCCCUGUAAUCAGUGUGAGAAAACAUUUAAAAGUAAUUAUACCAUGAUGCAGCACAGACGACAAGUUCAUGAUAAGGAAAAAUCACAUCUCUGCCAGUUUUGCUCGAAGAGGUUUUUUAAGAAAUAUCAUCUACAGGUACAUUUGAGAAGUCAUUCAAAAGAAAAGCCAUAUGAAUGUCCGGACUGUGGUAAAUUCUUCUCUACAACUUCUGUAUUGAAAGACCAUAGACUAAUACAUAGUGAAGUGAAGAUGUUCGCGUGUCAAGUGUGUGAUAUGACGUUUUCUAAACCUGGGUAUUUAAAAAAUCACAUGAUAAGCCACACAAAGGAGAAGAAACAUGCCUGUAAGUACUGCGGAGUGCGUUUUGGCCGAUCGGACCAUUGUUUGAGGCAUCAAAGGACCGCUCAUGAAAAAGUCAUUACGAAUACAGCCUGA